Molecule: messenger RNA, 1242 nt
Organism: Suillus paluster
Lineage: Eukaryota; Fungi; Basidiomycota; Agaricomycetes; Boletales; Suillaceae
Exons: 3
Coding region: 1-1242 (413 amino acids)
Source: RefSeq, a predicted model, not a curated record
AUGUCUUCCUCAACUAAUUGUGCUGCAGUGGUGUUUCUAUCCUGUCCAUUGCCAGAUUUUGCCUCAUUUUUCGAUUUUGUUGCUACGCUUCCUUCCACUCCACCUACUUCCCCUCAACGAGCCCAGUCUGCUGCACGUCAUGCUGAGAGAAAUCAACGUAAUCUUGGCUCGCCUCCUGCACGACGUGUACCGCAAAAUGAUCCUGCCCCUGUAGCACCAGAUGCUCCCCAUAUGAAUAUUCCUCAUAUGCUAGGAAAUUUAAAUCAUGCUCAGAUCCCUGUGCAGAGAUUUCCUGGAAUUCCACGAAAUGCAAUUGAGCGUCAUGAGGCGCAUCGUCAGUGGCGUGCUCAUCACCCACUACCACCCCCACCUGCUCCAGGCUUUGGCUAUUUUCCUCCUGGUCCUCCUCCUCCCAUCCCUGUCUAUCCUCCAGGAUUUGGUGGCUAUCACCUCCCUCCUGCUCCUGCUCCUGCUCCUGUUCCUGUCCCUGCCCCAGCUCCUGCUCCUGUCCCUGCCCCAGCUCCUGCUCCUGUCUACCCUGCAGCUCAAAUGCCGAUGUAUGGUGCUGUAUAUUAUGAGGGUGCAGCUCGCCCUCAAAACAUGCAGAAUGCCCAUCCAAUUCCUCAUGAGCCUGGUGCUCAGGGAGUACGUGUCGACCGUAACUUCGAUCUCAUGGAAAAUUUCAAUCGACUUCAUGAGCAACGUCGAAGGCAAAGACAUAAUAGACGAGGUCCUGCCCCCAAUCCACCACCUCCUGAUCUGCCUCCUGCUCCUUUUAAUCCUCCCAAUCCUCCUCAACCUCAACCUCAACCUCUUCCUCCUCACCCUCUUCCUCCUCAACCUCAACCUCAACCUGAUUACGCUCAGUUUAACGUCCAGUUUCAUCACCAUUUGCAAAUCUUGCAAAAUCAGGUUGAAGAUAUAGAAGAUCCAUAUCUUCGCCAACUCAGGGAGGAAAUGAUACAGCGAGAAGCACAGGAGGCUCAUCGUCAGCAACAGCUUCGUGAACAGUUGCAGCGACAAGCACAGCAGGCUCAUCAGCAGCAACAGCUUCGUGAACAGUUGCAGCGCAAGCAGGAGGCUCACCAGCAGCAACAAGCACAGGAGGCUCACCAGCGGCAACAGCUUCAGCAACAGUUGCAGGAUCGUCAGGCUCAAGAGAUGCAUAGGCAAGCACAGAUUUUGCAAGCCCAACAACAAGCACUCUUGCGAGCACAGGAAGAGGAAGCACGUCAUCAUUGA